Messenger RNA from Pelobates fuscus (common spadefoot toad), 5222 nucleotides. It is a transcript of the gene ADD3, whose product is annotated as adducin 3. Gene Ontology annotation, molecular function: actin filament binding. Gene Ontology annotation, biological process: barbed-end actin filament capping. Gene Ontology annotation, cellular component: cytoskeleton; plasma membrane; postsynaptic density. The coding region runs from base 139 to 2271 and encodes 710 amino acids. The transcript is spliced from 17 exons. The record is from RefSeq and is a predicted model, not a curated record. NCBI's taxonomy places the organism in Eukaryota, Metazoa, Chordata, Amphibia, Anura, Pelobatidae.
GGGGCCAGCUGUAUUGUGAUCAGUCAUUGCUGGAGAGAGCUGAGGAGAGGACACGGCUGCAGCCUCCAUGGUUUACAAUAGCUGAGUUGCAGAUCUCAUCUCCGUUCAUAUUUGGGUAAGGCCUGCUGUGACAGAAGGAUGAGUGCUGCCACCGGUCAGGGGGUGAUUACAGCCCCUCCCCCUCCCAGCAUGCCACACAAAGAGCGCUAUUUUGACCGUAUUGAUGAGAACGAUCCAGGAUAUCUCAGAGAGAGGAACAUGUCACCAGACCUGCGGCAGGAUUUCAACAUGAUGGAACAGAAGAAGAGGGUGACCCAGAUUUUAAAAAGCCCGGCUUUCCGUGAUGAUCUAGAGAGCCUCAUUGAUGACCAGAUGCAGAAAGGAAAUAAUCCUGCAGGGUUAUUGGCGCUACAGCAGAUCUCCGAUUACAUCACAGCAAGCUCCUUUGCAGGUUUUUCUUCCUCCUCGCUUAGGUCCCCACACACCUCUAUGCGUACAGAUUCAAUUAAGCAAAUGACGUCAAGCUUGGGAAUGGUGACCCCCAUUAAUGACAUCCAAGCCUCGGCGGAGGCUGCAAUGAUGAAAGGGGAGAGACUGACUCGCUGCAAGCUGGCCAGCAUGUACCGGUUGGCUGAUCUGUUUGGCUGGGCACACAUGGCCAAUGCCUACAUAACAGUCCGAGUGAGCAAAGAACAAGAUCACAUUUUGAUAGUUCCCAGGGGCCUCUCCUUCUCUGAAGUGUCAGCCGCCAACUUGGUGAAGCUUAAUAUAAUCGGUGAGGUGGUGGAUCAGGGAACCACGAAUCUUCGAGUCGACCCAUCGGGAUUCAGCCCGCAUGCUGCCAUUUACUCCACACGUCCUGAUGUGCGAUGCGUUAUCCACAUCCAUACCCCCGCCACAGCUGCCGUCUCUUCCAUGAAGUGUGGGGUACUUCCCAUCUCUCAGGAGGCUCUACUGCUGGGAGACAUUGCUUACUACAACUACCAGGGCUCCCUCGAUGAGCUGGAGGAGAGGAUCCAGCUGCAGAAAGUUCUUGGGCCAAGCUGCAAGGUGCUGGUUCUUCGAAAUCAUGGAGUUCUGGCACUUGGCGAGACCGUGGAAGAAGCUUUUCAUUACAUCUUUAAUGUACAGCUUGCAUGUGAAAUACAGGUAAAUGCUCUGGCUGGGGCUGGAGGGAUUAACAACUUAGUUCUGCUUGAUCAUGAGAAAUACAAGCCAGUCACACAUGAUCUGGCCAGUGAAGGUGGCGGAGGGGUCAAUAUGGAGGGGCAACACAAGUGGAAGGUUGGAGAGUUGGAGUUUGAGUCUCUUAUGAGGAUGCUAGAUAAUUUGGGUUACAGGACAGGUUAUGCCUACCGACAGCCUCUGACCCGGGAAAAACCUAGACACAAGAGUGAAGUAGAAAUCCCAGCCACAGUCACAGCAUUCUCAUUUGAGGAUGAUCCCUCUAUGCCACGUUCCCCCCUUCGAUUCCUAGCACAGAGGCAGCAGCGAGAGAAGACUCGAUGGCUCAAUUCUCCUAACACCUACCUCAAAGUUCGUGUUCCUGAGGAGUCUCUGAAUGGAGAGAUGAGCCCAAGGACCAAGGUUAUGUGGAUGAAAGCUGAGGAGGUGAACAAGGCUGGAGGGUUCCCCAUCAAAAUCGAAGAUCCCAAUCAGUUUGUCCCGUUAAACACUAACCCAACUGAUGUUCUGGAAAAACGGAACAAGAUCAGAGAGCAGAACCGGUACGACCUAAAGACUGCUGGACCCCAAUCCCAGGUGCUAGCUGGAAUUGUAGUGGACAGGCCAAAUCCUCCCAUGCAGUUUGAGGAGGAUGAAAAUGCACCACCACCCCCUCCAAACCCAUUCAGCUACUUGCUGGAGGAAGAGACUGAAGGUGGGCAAAAGAGAGACCAGAACUCAAACCAUGAUGCUGAGCACGAAUUAAUCUUGGAUGAAGCACCCUCUGUCCCAAUAACUGAGCCCACACCCCAGGCACCGAUAACUAACACAGAGUCUUCAGAGGACCUUAUUAUAAACACAGAUUCGCCCACCGUGGUGUUAAAUGGUAAAGAUAGCAGCAGACAUGAGGAGGAUCUGUCGGUGCAAAUGAACCAGCUCCGCGUGGGGGAGACUGUGGAGAUUACAGUCAGGACCUCUGAGAAGAUCAUCGAAGGGGAACUGACCCCGGAGGGUUCUCCUUCAAAAUCUCCCAACAAGAAAAAGAAGAAAUUCCGCACCCCGUCCUUCCUAAAGAAAAACAAAAAGAAGGAAAAACUGGAGGCUUAAAUGCCACAUAUUUUUGGAGGGGGAGGGAGAGAGAUUUUUUUGGGGGGGUCUAAGUGGGGUGCCAAUUUAGCCCCUUAAAUGCUGGAGGGACCUACAACUCUUUGCACAGUGUUCUGCUGGUGGGGUAUGAAUCCCACUCUUUUUUGCAGCUCCUGCUUUGUAAGCCAUGCAGCAGCGCACCUAGUACCUAAAAUGGCCAUAGGGAGAGCGGAGUGCGCCUGGCCCCCUGAUGUCAAUACAAAGGAUUGUAAAAUGCACUCUAUUUACAGGUCCAAUGCUGCAGCGAGGUGCCUGCCAGGAGCCGCAGAAGGAUUUUCUUUUUUUAAAUUGGCUUCAGUUUGAUUUUGCAAUGUCCCGGUUUGCUCAUACAUACAGAUCUACAUUGUGCGUGUGCGUUUGUGUGCUCCAAUGCGUGUACCUCUAUAGAAACAUAUAUACAUGUAACAAUAUUCUAACAGUGUAUACAUGUAUAGUACAGACCUCUGUUGCUAAACAGGGGGGUGAUUUUAAAAUCCACUAAGAGCCAAAAUGGCCUUAAACUGGAAUGAAAGGGUUUUUAUAUAAAUAUUAGCAGUGCAUACCUAUUUUCCAGUAAAGCCUGCGAUCUCAUGAACUUUGCUGUCCAUGGAGACCAAGGUUAUGUCUGCUUCUAUAAAUAGUGCCGUGUAUUACCUUAGCUGCUCCCAUUUCAAGUUUAGGACACGUCAAUCCACAUAGACAUACUUAACAUGUCUGCCAGUCAAUAACUAGGCACCUUCCUAGUCUAGGCUUUUGGGGUACAUUAUUAAUAUUAUGAACCUGCUGCUGAACCCCUCUGUACCUCGCUGAACGGCCAGAUUUCCGUUUUCUGUCUGGUGUAACUAAACCCUGCGUAGUUCUACCUGGGGACAAAAUUGUGUGUUAAGGGAGCUUCUUGCAUACGUUUUUUAAUAUAUAAAUUUCACAAUUUUUUAUUUUUUUUUAAAAGCCCCUUUGCUGCCCCUAUAUGUAACCCUCUCAGUGCCAGAGAAUAAAGCAGUGCAUUGCUUAACCACGUGUAGCACAGUAUUAAAAUGUAUACAUAGAUUUUAUUUUUUUACUAUAUCAGAAAAAUGUCUGUCCAUCGUUACAUCCUGAAAAGAUUGUAGACCAGACCUAUUGAUGGUAGACAAGCCUGUACCCGCAGGUUUGUAGCAUUAUUUUACUAGUUACAGGGUCUACACAUAGUAGUAGUUAUAAUGUUUAUAGGGAAUCCUUUAAAGUAUGGAAAUCAGCAUGUGAAAAGUGUUACAAUAUUCUGAGAGAAUUCAGAUUGUCAGAGUAUAAAAUGUCAUCCAGGGUUUAUUCAAUGAACCAAUAAAUAACCCGUGAAUUGAUAACCAUUUUAGGCCAAAUAGCUGGAAAAAGACCAGAGUUGCACAAUUGGUUUCAGUUCGGUUUGUCCUAAAAUUUGCAAUUCUUUAGUGAAUUUCCCCAAGUUAAGAGAAGAACUCUGAAAAUGUUAUAGGCAAAGUGUGAAAUUAAGAAUUGUAUAAACUUGCUGGAGAUUAUACAGGUAAGAUUACACUUAAAGUCAGUAUUAGGGACAGUUAAAUACAAAGUCAAUUGACCUAUACAGUAUGUCUAAAAAAAAAAAAAAAACCCUCUAAAAACGACUUGCUGUUCCAUUUCAUUGCUCCAAAUUUGCAGAGUUGCCUCGAUAUUCUACAAACUGUCCUAAUGAGGGUGUUACAGGCAAAUCAUAAGUACACAGAAGUAUAGAUAUAUAUAUAUAGCACAAUAAAUAAAACUGCACAAUAUUACACAAUGGAUACGUUCUUACAUUACUAGGGCUGCACGAUUUUCACAAUGAGAUUUGUAUUAAAGAGCUAAUGGUUUAAGAUAUGUUAUAUUUGUAGGUUGCUUGAAGUUUUAGUACUGGAGAAAUAGAAAUGUAUAAAAGACUAGACUUGUUUUUGGGAAGUAUAUUGGAUAUAGUGAAAACGGCACAAAGCGUAUGAUUGGCUUAUUGUGUCUAAACACAGCUAUUGGCAAAGCGGCACUGUGCGAGGAUGGAGAGAAUCUGCACAGAAUAGUUUUACCCUUCUAGUGUACUAUGCCCUGCUCUGGCACUGAAAAGGUUAAAGAUAAACUAAAGUAGAAAAACUCAAGGCAUACACCAAAGAAUCCCUUUAAUCUCCAAAAUGGAUAGGUCUCCUUAUGGCACAGGAGAGUUUAAAUCCUAAAAGUGCUUACAGAACCCCCACCGCCUUGGCCCUGAGUGUCUGUGUGUUCACACAACCUAUUUAAAUAAUAUGAAAAUAUGGUAAAAGUAAUUAGCAGAAAUUGGGUUCAACAAAGCACCAUGUUAUGAGUGUGAACAAUGCAUGGAUUUAAAUUCUAAAAGAGAAAAGAACGUUUAAGGGAUAAAGUAGGCCCUCAUUUUAGAAUUGAUUGUCAGUAGAAAAGACAGGGGAUCAAAGUCCUGUUUAUAAACCAGCACCUUAUUUAAAUUAUUUGCUUUUGAACACAUAUGCAAUACGUGCUUUGCCAGCAAUUAGUAAACAGAGACCAACCCGCUGCAAUUAACAGCAGUUAGCCUUGGGUGAAGAGGAAGAAAGGUUAGUGGGAUUUCCCAAAAAACACUUAGUUUUUGGAAAUUCUAUAGAUCGCCAGCAAGCUUCCUGUGCUAUACAGACACAUGGGGUGGAAGUAUUCUCGCUGUAGCCUAUGUGCUGUCACUUUGUCAUCACAGUACUCUUCUGAUGGACGAUGGACCAUGGGAUCAAACCUUUCUACCACAGGCUGUGGUUUUAGGCUGGCAUUCUGCCUUAUCUUAAUUUUUUUUUUUUUUCGGUACCAAAGAGGUGAGCUGGCACUAAAAAAGGUUGAUUGCAAACCACUGUCCUUAAUUGGUGCUUUAGUGGGGAGAAAUAACAAAAUUAUGUGACACACACUUUCCCCGUGUCUAUUUUCAUAAACACACAGCAGUG